AUGUCUGAAGUUUGGUGUAAUGUCCUCAACCCUCAUUCUUCUGACGAUCAAAUUACUGUUAUUAUCAAGGAUGACAUUGGUUUCAUUCCUGGAAAAGCUGACCAAACCGAGAGAUAUCCUCAUGAUGAUGAUGAGGAUGGAAAAAUGAAACCCUUGAUCCUCAAAAACAAGCCCCCUAGAUGGCAUGAGCAGUUACAGUGUUGGUGCCUGAAUUUCCGAGGCAGGGUAACUGUGGCAUCCGUGAAGAACUUUCAGUUGAUCGCCACCACACAGCCAGCUGCUGGUGCACCCACUCCAUCUCAGCCAGCCCCACCUGACAUCGAUAAGAUAAUCCUACAGUUUGGCAAGGUCGGCAAAGAUAUGUUCACCAUGGAUUACCGUUAUCCACUAUCUGCAUUCCAGGCUUUUGCAAUCUACCUGAGCAGCUUUGACACCAAAUUGGCUUGUGAAUAGAAUGAACAAAAAGGGAUAUUUGUGGCCAGCAAAACACAUAAAAGAUUAAUGACAAUCUUUAACUUCUUUCUUCUUUCUCU
Messenger RNA from Theobroma cacao (cacao), 533 nucleotides. The record is from RefSeq and is a predicted model, not a curated record. NCBI's taxonomy places the organism in Eukaryota, Viridiplantae, Streptophyta, Magnoliopsida, Malvales, Malvaceae.